AUGCGCGCGGAGUCCACCCAGAUCAGCGCCUUAACCGCCGGGGCCGCGCACCUGCUCUGCUUUGCGGGCCUCGCUGCCGCCCACGCCCUCGCUGGCCGCGGCGCGCUCGUCUCCGACCCCGCGCUCGCCCUCCGCCUUCUCGUGGUCUGUGAAGCGCCCAUAGUCAUCGCAGUGUUCAGCUACCUCCGGCGUGAUGCCAAAAGCUGCUCGUUUUUCAAGGCUGUUGCGAGAGGAUUGAUCGGCUUGCCCGUGGGAGCUUUCCUUAAUGCAUUUGGGGCAAUCGUUCUUGGUGCACCUGUUGGAAUCAAAUACUGGAUAGCUACUCUAUAUUGGUCACUUGUCAUGUCCCUGUUCACAUUUGUUCCCGCGGCAUGUGUCUUUGGAGCAUCCAAGAUUGAUUGGCUGAAUGUGCUUUCUCACUCCAUUUAUUUCACGCCAACUAAUGUUGAGAACUACAUGAUAUCCGCACCUUGUCAUGGAGCUGUGCUAGGGGCAUGGCUCAGUGCUUGGCCUAUGCCCCUUGACUGGGAGAGACCCUGGCAGGAAUGGCCAAUCUGUGUCACUUACGGUGCAGUUGCUGGGUAUAUGGUUGGAAUGGUGGUGUCAUUGAUCCUAAUAGCUGUUCACAAGAGAAGGGUUCGUGCAAAAGCUGACUAG
Miscanthus lutarioriparius is the source of this 657-nucleotide messenger RNA. The record is from the annotation of a GenBank genome assembly. NCBI's taxonomy places the organism in Eukaryota, Viridiplantae, Streptophyta, Magnoliopsida, Poales, Poaceae.